AUGUAUUCUGAGCAGCCUAUAUACGAUUCUGAUUCUGUUACGUCUUAUAAUUCAUCUGCAUCCUCACCUUCAGUCGAUGGAGUCAUCUUCACAGAAAAUGUACAAGAAUGGUUUCAGCUUGACCAAUCAUUUAACCAAGAGGUUCCAAGUGAUAUAAACGUGUAUCCACAUGAACAGUAUUGGCAAGUAGAUUCAAAUGGACAGGCAACAUCAUCGAAUUAUACGUAUAUUUUUGACACAUUGCCUGCUUAUAAUGGAAACGGACAAUCAAAAGCCUCUGUGGACAAAUCCGGAAAAUCCAAGAGACGUCGUACUCAAACUGCGUACCAGAGAAAAGCUGCAAACGUUCGCGAGAGAAGAAGAAUGGGUACCAUGAACACAGCGUUUGACGAGUUAAGACAACGUUUACCGGCUUUUGAAUACGAAAAAAAAUUAUCACGUAUAGAAACACUGAAACUAGCUAUGACUUAUAUCUCUUUCAUGAAGGACCUUUCAGAAGGAAGUGAUCCAAACAACAUAAGUUUAUGUCAAUAUCAGGACUUUAAAGAUAAAGUGCUACAAAAUAUGAACGAAGAAGACAAAUAA
This is a messenger RNA of Mytilus trossulus (common blue mussel), 585 nucleotides long. Its product is annotated as protein Fer3-like. The transcript has a single exon. The record is from RefSeq and is a predicted model, not a curated record. Lineage: Eukaryota; Metazoa; Mollusca; Bivalvia; Mytilida; Mytilidae. Gene Ontology annotation, molecular function: protein dimerization activity; DNA-binding transcription factor activity, RNA polymerase II-specific; RNA polymerase II transcription regulatory region sequence-specific DNA binding. Gene Ontology annotation, biological process: developmental process; regulation of transcription by RNA polymerase II. Bases 1 to 585 code for a protein of 194 amino acids.